AUGGCAAGGCUUCGUCGUUGACAGUGGGACGGGGAUCCGAGAUGGGCAGAAUGUCUCUGGCUGCUUAUUGUGUGGUUUGCUAUAGAAAGAUAGGAACUUUAGGUUCUACAUGGAAAGUUGAUCAAUCAUGGAAAGAUAUCAGAAAAAUUGUGAAGUUAACUGGCUCACUUAUUCUGGGUGGUUGUAUAUUUGUUACUUAUGAAGUUCUGACUUUAAGGAAAUUAUUCAGUUUUGAUACCCAAGUGGUACAACAAGAAAAACUGAAAUCCUACAUCUACUUACAAACAGUUUCUUUAGAUCAAAGUGACUAUCAAGGAGUUAUAUAUCAAGUGAGAAAGAAACUUCACCGUGCAGCCAAGAAAAUUAUAGAAAUGCAUGCUCGAAUUUUCCAAAAGCCCUUUGAUGAACGCUUCAGUACACUUGAUGCAGAAGAGCGCGAUUAUGCCUUGUGGUUGCUUGUGAAAAGAAGUCAAUCAAAUGAUAAAAUGGUCCGGUUACAAGCUGUGCAGGAAUUGGCCGCCAAUCGUUACUGGCAUGAUUAUCAGUACAGGACUGUUGCCCAAACAAGUGACCAGAGAAUGGCCAUUGCUUUAGCUCGGAGUAAAGAUGUUGAUUUGAGAUUUUUCCUGCCGCCUCAUCUUUUACUGAAUCCAAAAGAUACUUGUUGCUUAGAAGAUGAACUUCGACUGCUACUGGUAUCUUUACCUCAAACAGAUCUUGACCAGUGUGUGCAGUAUUUUACUUCUUUAGCUUUAAGAGAAAGCAGCCAGACCAUAGCUGCCCAAAAGGGGGGCCUAUGGUGUUUUGGAGGUAAUGGGCUUCCAUAUUGUGAAAGUCUUAGUACCAUACCAGCAAAGACAGUGGAACUCUUCUUUCUGCAAGCUUUAGUGGAACAUUCCAAGAUCCCUAGCCAUUGUAAUAAAAUUGAAGCAAACAAGGGACUUCAACUGCUACAAAAGUUGUAUCACCUCCAUAGAGAUUCUCGCAAAAUACAAAGAAGUAUCAUUCACAUAAUUGGAAAUAUGGCACUAGAUGAACAUCUUCAUGCAUCCAUAACACGUGCAGGAUGGGUUUCUAUAUUAGCAGCUAUGAUGAAGUCUCCACGCGUCAUGGAAUCCUCUCACGCUGCGAGAGCCUUGGCUAAUCUGGACAGGGAAGUGGUGCAAGAAAAGUACCCAGAUGGUGUAUACAUUUUACACCCACAAUGUCGAACCAAACUUGGUUAGCAUCUGACUGCCCAUCUCUUAGAAUUAUUUCUGUGGAAUAUGAUACCCAUCUUAGUGACUGGAGAACCAAAUGUCCCGUAGAGAGCUACAGAGAAUCUCUUGCGUAUCGAAGUACUGAGCUUCUCAAGAAACUAAGAGCUGCUGGGAUUGGAGACAGGCCUCUCAUAUGGCUGUCACAUAGCAUGGGCGGCCUUUUAGUCAAGAAAAUGCUGCUGGAUGCUUCCAUGGACCCUGAAAUGGCUCCCAUAGUGGACAGCACACAGGGAAUUGUGUUUUAUAGUGUUCCUCACCAUGGCUCCCGGUUAGCUGAAUAUUCUGUAAAUAUUCGAUUUCUGCUCUUCCCUUCUGUGGGAGUCAAAGAGCUCAGCAAAGAUUCGCCUGCCCUGAAAGCACUGAAUGAUGACUUCAUCUCUUUUGCCAAGAAUCAGAACUUUCCAGUAUUAAGCUUUGCAGAAACUUUGCCAACACGAGUUGGCAGAAUGCUGAGUCUGCAUGUCGUGCCAGUGGAAUCUGCAGAUUUGGGCAUUGGAGAACUCAUUCAGGUAGAAGUUAGCCACCUCAACAUUUGCAAACCCAAGAACAAAGAAUCUUUCCUAUAUCAACAAACCUUAAAGUUUAUUCAAGAGUCUCUAAAAAGGCAGCUGGGAAAUCACUGAAUGGCAGCACCGUGCAUAUUUGUUCUUUUACUGGAGCAGUUAUGCUAACUUUUCUUUGAAUCUAGGCCUGUCCUUGGCAGGGCGGCUGUUUUAUUACACUCAAGCUGGUAUUUUUUUAAAAACAUUGCCAAGUGGGAAACUGUGGGUGUAUUUCUGGUGUUGUAUAUUGUACAAAGCGUUUUUGUUCAUUUUGAGUUCCAUUUAAUGCUUGACAAGGAAACAGUUAUCUGGGCUCCUAGAAGGUUUUUUCACUGUUUUGUAAGCAUGUGUUUUAUCUAGAGAUCUUCGUUUUCUGCUCAAUAUAGAAACGAAGCUACUAUGCCAUUAAUGAUUAUCCUAUACUACUUUAUUCAGUCACUGACACUAGAUGGAUGGGAGCACUUGACCUUUUAUGUACUGUGCAUACUGGAGAGAAAAUGCACUAAUGCCAUAAAUCUACUCUCCCGUGCUGAUGUACUUAUGCACCCAUAUUGCAUGAUAUCAAUUUGUUUACAGACAUUCUGAUAUUUUAAAUAUAGUAGAAAAUAUGUGUAAUAACAAAUGAAUUUGGACCCUAACCUGUGUUUUUGCAGCUGGAUGCCAACUGAAAAGAAGGGUAUACUGUAAAUCUGCUAUCAUACAGUGUUUGGAAAGCUGUUAUAAGCCCAGAACUGUUUACUCCAAAGAACUGAAGCAGUUUCUUAAUUCUAUGACGACAGAUUUUCCUGUGGUCAUCUUAUACCAAUAUGCCGCACGAAGUAACAAAAGAUUCAGAAUUGUUGCUUGAUUUUGCAUAAAAGGCUGGAUUAGUCAAGGGGGCACUUGAGAUGAAUCCCAAUUAUGUCUUUACUACUUAAAUUUUUGUAAAACUCAGAAGAUAAAAUUCAGUCUCAAUGUAAUCUGAGUCGCCUGCCAAAUACAUAUUUUGCAAUAUUGAAAAUGCAAAACACUCCAGGUAGAAAUCCUUCCCUUUGGCUGGUGCCAUUUAUGUAUUUUGAAUCUUAAGUUAAUAUAAUGUAUAAAGCAGUUGUUCAGUUUCAGCAUGAAGCCAAACCAUGGCUUGAUUUUUCAUGUAAAUGAAAAAAAUAUUCCUAAAGAUUGUCCUGUUUUUAUGUUCCAUUUACUUAAAAUCCCAGUGGUAAAACAACUGCCAUAAUUGUGAGUUGGAAGCCACCACUGAUAUUGUCAGAUGUUUCAAACCAUAGUGUGGAGUUAUAGAGAACCUUGUAAACUUUAUCUAUGAUUUAGAAUGAUAAAUUAAGCCACUAUGUUUGUAGCAAAGCAGAUUCCUAUUGUAGACAAAGGGGAAAUGAUUAUCCAUAUCAAUUGGCUGCAUUUCCUUGUGUCAAAAAAAUAUUUCUAACUGUCAGAGCCAUCUGAAGUAUACAUUCCCAUUUCCACCCACCCCAAACAACAUGUAAUUUACCUACUGUAAUAUUUUGUGUGUGUACUAAAUAAUAUUUUGUAUAUACUUUUUCAGGCAACUCUUGAUUUUUUUUACUACUGCAGCUGAUUAAAAAAGGACAUGUCGUAAACAUAAAAAUACUUGAUCAUUACAUUGCUAUGUAGUUAUAACAUUACACAUUUAGAAAAAAACCCCACCAUAAAUUAUUCUUCCAGAAUAAAAACUUUCCAACAAUUUACCUAUCACUAGGCAAUUUAUAUGUAAUGAAGUAAACAAUAUGUGAAUUAUUUAUGAUGUCAAAUGUAUGAAUACUGUUGUGUCUAAAUGGAUACAUGAGUCAAUAGCAUCAUGAAGCUACUGGUGUUGAAUGGAUUAAUUUAUGACUAUGAUUUGGUCUUGAAGUAACUGAAAUUCAGCUUUGCUUUCCUGAAAUUGCCUGUGACUUUCUAAAUACUUAUUUAAACAGUUCUUUUUUAUUAAACAUUU
Thamnophis sirtalis is the source of this 3752-nucleotide messenger RNA. The record is from RefSeq and is a predicted model, not a curated record. NCBI's taxonomy places the organism in Eukaryota, Metazoa, Chordata, Lepidosauria, Squamata, Natricidae.